AUGGAUUUACAUAACCAGCUCAGCAAGAACAUGGAUGACAUUGUUAAAAUGUUCGAGUCCCGCAUGAAUCAAUUUGAUAAAAUGCUCUCACUGUCAACACAAGCACAAGGAAGCACUAAACCACCGACCACUACCUUUGGAGACUUCAGUUCUCUCGCCUCGGACUAUGCCGCUUUCAAAGAUGUAAUCUGGAAGUCCCUUAGUAUGCUUCGUCAGCAAUUACAGCUGCUCUCGGUGGGUUUUGAUAUGCAGGAAGCUCGUUCCCGCAGCAGAGUGCUGCUUUUUCACGGUCUGCCGGAGAGUACUGACGAGCAAGUGGAGAGCAAGAUUCAAUCCGUGUUGCACAAUCAAUUAAAGCUGACUAGUAUUGAUUCUUCACAGCUGGAUAUCUUUCGUCUUGGCACAAAGAAGGAAAAACCAAGACCAAUACUGGUUCGUUUUAUUGCCACAAAGCACAGAAAUCUUGUUUGGAACUCUAAAACAUCUCUAAAAGGGUCUGGAGUUACUAUAUCGGAAUUUUUGACUAAGCCCAGGCAAGAAUUAUUCGUUGCUGCUCGGAAACAUUUCGGUUUGAAAAAUUGCUGGACAUCUGACGAAGUAAUCAUUGUGGCGCUUCCAGAUAAAAGCCGUAAAAAGAUCCUUACAUCGGCUGAAUUAAAGGAUCUUUGCGAAAAGUUUCCUCAAGUUUCCAGUGCGCCGGACCAGAAGACAAGAUCUCGGCGGGUUAAAGUUACUACAAAGUAAAGGUUUCUCAUAUAUUACUAUAAUUGCUGUCUGC
Molecule: messenger RNA, 778 nt
Organism: Vanessa atalanta (red admiral)
Lineage: Eukaryota; Metazoa; Arthropoda; Insecta; Lepidoptera; Nymphalidae
Product: protein unc-13 homolog C-like
Exons: 2
Coding region: 1-744 (247 amino acids)
Source: RefSeq, a predicted model, not a curated record